This is a messenger RNA of Closterium sp. Naga37s-1, 4977 nucleotides long. NCBI's taxonomy places the organism in Eukaryota, Viridiplantae, Streptophyta, Zygnematophyceae, Desmidiales, Closteriaceae. The record is from the annotation of a GenBank genome assembly.
AUGCCUCGCAUCCUGCAUCUGCCGUUGCUCCGCAGCAGCAGCAAGGAGGAGCGCGGCGCUCCGCUAGAACGCCCAAAGACCGCCGCGGUCCUUCCUUCCGCCAUCCCCGCGUGUUCUUCCGUCGGCCCCGCGCCGAGUCACUCGUCCCUCCUCGAGCGCAAGACGUCGCUCCCCUCAUUCCUCCCGCGCAAGUCUUCUGUGGAACAGGCGCGCAAAUCCCCCUCGGAACAGCGCCCCGCAGAGCAGCGCCCGCUCCGCGAGGGUCCCCCGGCGCUGCGUCCCAAGUCCCCGCAUCACCUGGAGUGGGUGCGCCAACUGUCGCUCUGGCAGGGCGCGCAGGCGCAGCAGGGGGAAGCGCAAGCACAAGCGCACGGCGACGCGCAAGGAUGGCCCGCGGCGCAGGAGGCGGAAGUUCCUCGGAACGGACAGUUGAAGGCGUCGCAGGGGAAGGCACGCGGCGAAGCGCAGGGAUCGGCGCAAGAUGCACGGAAAGGGGGAGCGCGCAAGGACGAUGCGCGGAAGGGGCACGUGUCUCGGCGGAGGCAGUUUGUGCAGCGGAUAACGAGCCGGAGCGCGGAUGCUAACUGUCUCCCUGAGGCGCCAAUUCAAGACGUGUGGGAGGCGGCGGAAGCAGGAAGACUAGCUAAGUGGGUGGAUAAGAUGGACAGUGGCGAUGGUAAGGGGAUAGAAUUGGACGGUCGGGAUGCGCUGCAGCAGAAUGGGUUUGGUGCGGGGGCGGCGGGGCAGUCGCAUCAGGCGCAUCAGUCUGCUGGUACUGUCCCCGAUAGUGGCGUCUCCGUUAGUAGCUCAGGAUCGACAACCAACUACGACGUUACGGAUACCGCCGUCAGUGCGACGCCUGAGAGCCGAAUUACUGAGACAAGCGAAUAUGCUUCAGACGGAUCUGCUACAAACGCGGUCGCUCGGGGAGCGUGCGGCGGCGGCGCCGCCGCUGGCGUUGCGGCGGUUGUAGUACCCAGGAGUGAAAGCGCGGCCGCCGCUGUAGUAGCUAACGACGCUACAGCUGCGGCGGCUGUAGCGCGGAGUUCUAGCAGCAGCGCGCCGCGCUACAGCCGGUCGGGGGGCCAUCGGCGGAGGUUCGUGCGCGCGGCUACCGCCAGCAGCGCGUCUAUGGAGCUGCGCGGAUGGGACAGGGGGAGCGGGGAGGGGGACGGGGGAGGGGAAUGGGAAGGGGAAGGGGAAGGGGAAGGGGAAGCGGAAGCAACGGGGCGAUUAGAGGAGGGGAGGGAGAGGGGAGCAGAGGGGGAAGCAGAGGGGGAAAUGGCAACAGUCAAGGCUGCGUUUCAGGCUCGGAGGUCCCAAACCUUGUCCGGACGAGUUGUGCUUUCCUCCCCGAGCCCACCUGGUAGCUUCGACAGCACGUUUGGCAGCACCUUUUCCCGAACCGAAUCUUAUGGCAGCGACUGUAGCAGUGUGACUGUAGGGGGAGGGGGAGGGAGAGGAGGGAGAGGGGAGGCCGGGAGAGAAAGGGGAAGGGAGCACAGAUGGCGGGCUGAAGCUCAGAUUGUCUCUGGUGCUGACGUGGCUGCUGACCUGGCAGCUGCUGAGCUGGCAGCAUCAGCAGCAGGUGACACGUCAGCCGCAUCCGACUCGUCACCAGCAGACGCAGUAGCAGCAGGGAUAGUCGUUUCCGCGUUGUUCACCCGAAGGUCCCACACCAUGCGGAACCGCAUGGUACCGCUCACCACCAUGGCGGUUACCACCCCAAGAGCCCCCGGCACUGCUGCUGCUGUGGCCACUCCGGGGCGGAAGGGGGGCAGGGGGAAGGGGAGGCGGGGGGGCCGUCCGCCUACUCCGUCUGUAGUGGCCGCGGCUGUGGUUAGUCCGGGGGGAGGGGGAGGCGGAGGGGGAGGGGGAGGGGGAAGGAGAAGGGGAGGGGGAGGUGGGGGAGCCAGUCCGGGAGCAGCAGGGGGAGGUAAUGGAGUGGUGAGUCCAGGGGGAGGUAGAUCUGAUGCUGGUGCAGGGAUAAGCCCAGGGGGAGGUAGAUCUGAUGCAGGUGCAGGGGCAAGCCCAGGGGGAGGUAGAUCCAGUACGAGUGCUGCACGGGUCAGCCCAGGGGGAGGUAGAUCUGGUGCAGGUAGUUUCAAAAGACGGCCUGGUGGAGUGGUGAGCCCAGGAGGAGGCGAAACGCAGGAGGAGCUAUCCUUCGAGACGAGAGAUCCAGAGGUGCUGACUCAGCAGGUGCCGAUUCAGCAUGUGCUGAGUCAGCAGGUGCUGACUCAGCAUCCACCAGAGGUGCUGUUUAUCGAACCGCCUGCGCCACGGUCGCAGGUGGUCUUCAUGGGGAGGGCGGCGGAACGCGGGCAGGUGCUAUCUGGGGGAGGCGCAACUGGAAGGGCGCAGGUGCUAUCUCUAGAAGUGCCCUCCCCAAGUCCUUCGCCUGGUCCCAGCUGUGGGAUGGAUUGGGAGGGGAUAGAGAUUGGCGAGGAGGGGGAGGAGGAGAUUGGGGAGGAGGAGGUAAUGUUUUUGAAGGGAGGGGAGGAGGACGAGGGGGAAUAUCAGCAGGGAUUGAGAUGGGAAAGAAGAGGGUUUGAUGAGGAGGGGUGGGUUGGCGAAGAGGGAGGGGAUGGGGAAGGGGAGAGGGGGUGGAGGGGGGAAGGGUGGGAGGGAUGGAGAGGGGAGAGGGGGAUGGGCAGAGGAGAGGAAGGAGAGGAAGGAGAGGAAGAUGAGGGUGAAGAUGAAGUGGGGGAGGAGGGAGAGGAGGAGGACGAGGCGGAGUUUUGUUCGCCUACGUGGCGCGAGUGGCAUCACUCGGCGUUUAUUGAGGAGGGGGGGAUGAUGGGGGAGACGAUGGGAGAGAUGAUGGGGGAGACGAUGGGGGGGAUGAUGGAGGAGAAGAUGGGGGAGGUGGCGGAAGGCAGGGGGGUGGGGGAAGGCAUGGAGGAGGGCGAUGGAGGGGGGUCAAGGGAGGAUGCGAGGGAUGGUAAUGGCGCAAGAGAUUGCGGCGGCAGCAGCAGCGCUUGGCAGACAAGAGGGCACGAGGGCGCAUAUGUUGACGACGAGGAACAUAAAAUCAGUUCCAUGUGGAUGCAGACCGGAGGGCAAGAGGGCAGACUGGAGGGUGCAAAUGUUGACGAGGAAUAUCACCUGAUGUGCAUGGGUGGUGGUGGCGGUGGUGGUGGUGGUGGUGGUGGUGGUGGUGGUGGUGGUGGUGGCGGUGGUGGUGGUGGUGGUGGUGGUGGUGGUGGUGGUGGUGGUGGUGGCGGUGGCGGUGGUGGUGGUGGUGGUGGUGGUGGCGGUGGUGGUGGUGGUGGUGGUGGUGGUGGUGGUGGUGGUGGUGGUGGUGGUGGCGGUGGCGGUGGUGGUGGUGGUGGUGGUGGUGGUGGCGGUGGCGGUGGUGGUGGUGGUGGUGGUGGUGGUGGUGGCGGUGGUGGCGGUGGUGGUGGUGGCGGUGGUGGUGGUGGUGGUGGUGGUGGUGGCGGUGGCGGUGGUGGUGGUGGUGGUGGUGGCGGUGGUGGCGGUGGUGGCGGUGGUGGUGGUGGUGGUGGUGGUGGUGGUGGUGGUGGUGGCGGUGGUGGCGGUGGUGGUGGUGGCGGUGGUGGUGGUGGUGGUGGUGGUGGUGGUGGUGGUGGUGGUGGUGGUGGUGGUGGCGGUGGUGGUGGUGGUGGUGGUGGUGGCGGUGGUGGUGGCGGUGGUGGCGGUGGUGGUGGUGGUGGUGGCGGUGGUGGUGGUGGUGGUGGCGGUGGUGGUGGCGGUGGCGGUGGCGGUGGUGGUGGUGGUGGUGGUGGCGGUGGUGGUGGUGGUGGUGGUGGUGGUGGUGGUGGUGGUGGUGGUGGUGGUGGCGGUGGCGGUGGUGGUGGUGGUGGUGGUGGUGGUGGUGGUGGCGGUGGCGGUGGUGGUGGUGGUGGUGGUGGUGGUGGUGGCGGUGGUGGCGGUGGUGGUGGUGGCGGUGGUGGUGGUGGUGGUGGUGGUGGUGGCGGUGGCGGUGGUGGUGGUGGUGGUGGUGGCGGUGGUGGCGGUGGUGGCGGUGGUGGUGGUGGUGGUGGUGGUGGUGGCGGUGGUGGUGGUGGUGGUGGUGGUGGCGGUGGUGGUGGUGGUGGUGGUGGUGGUGGCGGUGGUGGUGGUGGUGGCGGCGGCGGUGGUGGUGGUGGUGGUGGUGGUGGUGGUGGUGGUGGCGGUGGUGGUUAUCGUGGGUGGGCCCCCUAUCCGCUUGAGAAAGCAGCGGCUCCCCCCAUCCCUCACCCCCUUUUUCCCUUUCCUCCCCCUGUUAACCCUCUUCACCUCUCCCUACCCCGGUCUCCUUCCCCCAACCUCUUCAAAAUCAUCCUCAGGCCCCUAUUUGCUGGACGCUCCCCGCAUCCUCCUCUCGUCCCAACCCCCUUUCCCCACUUCCCCCCCCUCCCUUCCCCUACCCCCCCUAAUUAUCCCCUGCAGGCCCCUAACCGCUGGAAGCAGCGCCUCUCCCCGUCCUCUCCCGUUCCCCCCUUCUCCCCACUCUUCCCCCGCUCCUUCAACCCCCUUCACCCCCUCUCCCCACAAACCCUGCUCUGGGCCCUAACCGCUGGAAGCAGCGCCUCUCCCUUUCCCUUUCCCAUUCCAGCCCUCUUUCCGCCACUCCCCCCCCCUUCUCUCGCCCUCAUUCUCUCCGCUUCCCCCCAAACACCCCCCUGCAGGCCCUCAACUGCUGGAAGCAGUGCCUCCCCCCUUCCAGCUUCCGACAGGCUUCCGCCCCGCUCUCCCCUCCUCCCGCCUUUCCCCCAAUCCCCCUUCCACCCCCUCCCUCAAUCUUUCCUUGCAUGCCCCUAUCUGCUGGGAGCAACGCCUCCCCCCUUCCAGCAACCCACAGGCCCCUAUCCGCUGGAAGCACCGCCUCCCCCCUUCCAGCUUCCCACAGGCUCCCACAUCAAUAUACCUCCCCCCCUCCCCCCCCCCCCCCCCCCCCUCCCCCCCCCCCCCCCCCCUCCCUUCCAAUCCCCCUCCCUCUUUCCCCCCGAAAACCCCUCUGCAGGCCCCUAA